AUGAAGCACCAUCUCAUGGUCGGUACCUGGACCCCUCCAGGACGCAUCUACACGGUCGCAUUCGAUGACGAAGCCUUGACCCUGGACUUGGUCAAGAAGACCGACAUUCCUGAGGCGGAGCCUAUCUCUUGGAUGACUUUCUCGCACGACAAAAAAGCUAUCUAUGGCGCUGCUAUGAAGAAGUGGAACAGCUUCGCUGUGAACAGUCCUACCGACAUUGUCCACCAAGCUUCCCACCCCGUCGCUGGUCAUGAAUUGGCUGCCAGCGCUGAUACCAACACCCGUGCGAUCUUCGUGCUCGCCGCGCACAAGCCCCCCUACAACGUCUAUGGCAACCCCUUCUACAAAUACGCCGGCUACGGCAAUGUUUUCUCCACCAACGAGGAUGGCAGUCUGCGCGAGAACAUCCAGAACUACGAGUAUGAGCCGAACACCGGCAUCCACGGCAUGGUCUUUGACCCCACGGAGACAUAUCUGUACUCGGCCGAUCUGCAAGCCAACAAGAUCUGGACACACAAGAAGGAUGCUACCACGGGACAGCUGGAUCUGGUUGACUGCCUCGAGGCGCCCGCGCCGGGUGACCAUCCCCGCUGGGUUGAAAUGCACCCCAGCGGUAAAUACCUCUAUGUGUUGAUGGAGGCGGGGAACCGACUUGGCGUGUACGUUAUCGACGAGCGCACCCAUAAGCCAGUCUUCACCCACAUCACCUACCCAUUGCUUCCUGGCGGUCUUCCCCCGCGGAACAAGUACCGUGGUGAUGUGACUUUCACCACCAAGAGCGGCAAAUAUCUGUUCGCAACCACCCGCGGAAACUCCUUCGAUAUCACGGGGUACAUCACAGCCUUCAAGCUGGGUCCCAGCGGAGAAAUCGAGCGCCAGCUAUUCAUUCACCCCACGUCGACCAGCGGCGGACACUCCAACGCCGUCAGCCCCUGCGAUUUCAGCGACGAGUGGCUUGCUCUGUGUGACGACCAACUUGGUUUCGUCGAGAUCUACCGUUUCCGCGACGAGAACCUUGCUCGCGUGGCUCGGGUUGAUAUCCCUGAGAUGGGAUUCGGCAUGAACGCCAUCUGGUAUGAUUAG
Molecule: messenger RNA, 1083 nt
Organism: Aspergillus aculeatinus CBS 121060
Lineage: Eukaryota; Fungi; Ascomycota; Eurotiomycetes; Eurotiales; Aspergillaceae
Product: lactonase family protein
Exons: 4
Coding region: 1-1083 (360 amino acids)
Molecular function (GO): protein binding; 6-phosphogluconolactonase activity
Source: RefSeq, a predicted model, not a curated record